This is a messenger RNA of Puntigrus tetrazona (Sumatra barb), 4726 nucleotides long. RefSeq names its product macrophage mannose receptor 1-like. NCBI's taxonomy places the organism in Eukaryota, Metazoa, Chordata, Actinopteri, Cypriniformes, Cyprinidae. The record is from RefSeq and is a predicted model, not a curated record.
ACACAGACUGGUUUUUCUACGCUUGGAGUACAAGUUCAAGGACAAACAUGAAGAUAUGUGACAUUCCUUUGUUUUUGUUGCUCUCUUUAUAUAGUGCUUUACAGCCUUCAAUUCAAACAGACUCCAGCUACUUCCUCAUCUACAACGAAGAUCACAACAAAUGUGUGAAUGUUGUGAGCGCUUCUGUGGUACAGACAGCCCCGUGCGAUGUGUCUUCUGAGGCUCAGCGUUUCCGAUGGAUUUCUUCUUCUCGAGUUAUCAACCUCUCUUUUAAACUCUGCUUGGGGGCCCAGAACAUCAAAGACUGGGUCAAAAUUCUCCUUGUGCCCUGCAAUGAACUCAGUCCUCUACAAAUUUGGGAAUGUAAGAACGAUACGUUAUGCUUAAAGGGACAGUCGUUGCACCUGAAUUAUGGAACAAACGAGCCAAAUAUGAUGUUGUAUAAGGGAGCAGGUGUCUGGAGUCGCUGGCAGAUUUAUGGGACCAAAGAGGAUUUGUGCUCUCAUGGAUAUCAAGCGUUAUAUACAAUAGGUGGAAAUUCAUUUGGAAAACCAUGCCAGUUCCCAUUUAAAUUUGCUGACAAGUGGUACGCCGAAUGCAUUGUGGAGGGAAGAGCAGAUGGUCAGCUAUGGUGUUCAACAGAGGCCGACUACAACACAGACAAAAAGUGGGGCUUCUGCCCAAAUAAAAUCGGCUCAGGUUGGGACAGUGAUCCAGUGACCGGUGUGUUAUAUCAAAGGAACAUGCAGUCUGCACUGACUUGGCAUCAGGCGCGAGCAAGCUGCCAGCAACAAGACGCUGAUCUUCUCAGCAUUUCAGAGCUGCAUGAGCAGACUUACAUAUCAGGCUUGACAAAUAUCUUUGACUCCACACUAUGGAUUGGGCUUAACAGUCUUGAUUUUGAGAGUGGCUGGCAGUGGUCUAACGGAAACCCAUUCAGAUAUCUAAACUGGGCUCCUGGUCACCCUUCCUUGGAACCAGGCCUGAACUGUGCUGCAUUAAAUGCUGGUAAAGCAUCAAAGUGGGAGAGUUUAGCCUGCAAUAAAAAAAUUGGUUACAUCUGUCGUAAAGGCAAUUCUACAGACGACACACCUCCACCAGCUAAAGACCAGCCUACCUUCUGUCCUGCUGCAUGGGUUCCAUAUGCUGGUCAUUGCUAUUAUCUGCAGCGGAACAAGAUGGCGUGGAGUGAUGCGUUAGAAGCAUGUCACAAGGAAGGAGCAGACUUGGCCAGUAUACACAACAUAGAGGAGUACAGUUUCAUUAUAUCACAGAGCGGGUACUUGCCUACUGAUGAGCUCUGGAUUGGACUUAAUGAUAAGAGGGUCCAGAACCUGUUCGAGUGGUCAGACAGAACGCAUGUUACCUUCGCCAAGUGGCUUGUUGGAGAACCUUCACACAUCAUAAAUCGUAUGGAGGAUUGUGUUCUCAUCAAAGGAAAGGAAGGCACAUGGGCGGACCAUAUGUGUGAGACGGAGCAUGGCUACAUCUGCAAAAAAAAAUCAUCUAGAAAGACUGAUGGCACCCCAGAGGUUGUCAGUCCUGGAUGCCUAGCUGGUUGGGUUAGGUACAACUCUUACUGUUACAUGAUUGCCAUGGAAAUCAAGUCUUUUAAUGAGGCCAAACUGAAAUGUGAGCAGGCAGGAGCUCGUUUGAUCGACGUUGCCAACAGGUAUGAGAACGCUUUUCUCAUUAGUUUGGUGGGUCUUAGGCCUGAGAAGUAUUUCUGGAUUGGCCUAAGUAAUACUGAAAGUCUUGAGCGCUUCCAGUGGAGUAAUGGUGAAAAAGUUCAAUUCACACACUUUAAUGUUGGCAUGCCAGAAAGGCACAGAGGUUGUGUUGCCAUGUUAACAGGAACUUCGGCAGGAUUAUGGGACGUACUGAACUGUAACAGUAAACAGAAAUACAUCUGUAAAAAACUGGCUGGGGAUGUUACUACCACGCAAGAGCCCCCAACUACACAGGCUCUCAGCUGUCCAGCUGAGUGGAUUAAAAAAGAUCCAAAGAGCUGUAUUCAGAUAUUCUAUAAGCAAAGUGAUGAGAGAAAGACUUGGUUUGAGGCUCGUGAUUUCUGUAAAGCCAUCGGUGGUGACUUGGCAAGCUUCCACGCUUCACAACAAAUCGGCAGGUUAACGUUAAUGCAUGGAGACCCGGCAUGGAUAGGUUUCAGUAUGCUUGAUGGUAAUUCUGGUUUUGUGUGGAGUGAUGGAACCCCUUCUGAUUUUGAUAACUGGGGAUACGGAGAACCAAACAACUACAACAAUGACGAGCACUGUGCAGAAAGCAGCCUUUAUUAUGGACGCUGGUGGAAUGACCGUGCUUGUGAAUACUAUAAUAAUUGGAUUUGCCAGAUACCAAUAGGCACAACUCCCAAACCACCACCAACUUCUGCAACCCAGGGGGAAUUUAACAAGACAUCUGAUGGCUGGACCAUGUUUAACGGCAGUCAAUAUUUUAUUAAUGAGGAGCUCCUACCCAUGGAAGAUGCUCGAUCAUUCUGCAAGAAGAAUCAUGCAGAUCUUGUUGUCAUUUCUGGUCGAACAGAGAGAAAAUUUAUAUGGAAACAGAUAUCUAGGAAGUCAGAGAAUCAAUACUACAUUGGGUUGAUGGUGGAACUGGACAAAUCAUUUAGCUGGGUGGAUGGUUCACCCGUUGUUUAUACAUCAUGGGAUCAAAAUGAACCAAAUUUUGCCAACAACGAUGAGAACUGUGUUACCAUUUACAAGAAUAUGGGAUUCUGGAAUGAUAUUAACUGUGGUGUGCCACUGCCGUCUAUCUGUGAAAGACGUUCUGACUUUGUUAACGGCACCGUGUCCCCCAUCACUGUGCAACCUGGAGGCUGUACUCCCGAGUGGAGCCUGUUUCAAGGGAAAUGUUACAAGCAUUUUAAUGAGAAGAUAAAAUGGCAUAAUGCUCGGGACCAAUGCAUUUUGCAUGGAGGCAACCUGGUGUCCAUUCUGAGUCACGAAGAGCAAGCAUUCCUUACUACUCUAAUGCUUAGUUCAGAUGAUGAUGUAUGGAUUGGAUUAAAUGAUAUCAAUUGGGAGAUGACAUUUUUGUGGACCGAUGGUAAAGGUGUCAACUACAUAAACUGGGCCAAGGGUCACCCUACAUCAGAGCCUUCUAGGCAAUACUACACGGAAUCAAAGGUCGACUGUGUUGUCAUGGUUAGGACCCCUGAGAGGAUAACAGGUGUGUGGAAAGACAAGAACUGCGAAGAACAAAAAGGUUUCAUCUGCAAAAAGAAAACAGACUCUCAGCUUGCUCAUCCCGUGACAACAGCAUUGCCACAGCGUUUCUUUACACUGGCAAAUGAUUCAUACAAGGUUCAGAUGGAGAAGAUGAGCUGGGAUGAAGAGAGACAGUGUAAAGCAGAUGAUGGUGACCUUGCCAGUGUGCGUAAUUCCAUCAGCCAGGCUUACACCAUCCUUAGAGUCAGCAAACUUAAGGAGCCUCUGUGGAUCGGUCUUAACAGCAACCUGACGAGUGGUCAGUACCGCUGGGUGGACAACUGGUUUUUAAGCUACAGUAAAUGGGCCAUAGGCGAGCCCAAAAAUAAUUUAGCCUGUGUAUACAUCGACACGGACGGUGACUGGAAAACUACAGCGUGCAGCGACAAGUAUUAUUCCCUGUGCAAGAGAUCCACAGUCAUUGCUCCUACAGAUCCACCUCAGCUGCCAGGGAACUGCCCUGAGUCAAAGAGGCAUAAAACCUGGAUCCCUUUUGGAGGACACUGUUAUACCUUCAUGACCAUUAGGUCUGAAAACUGGGCCCAUGCCACUGUGGAAUGCAUGAGAAUGGGAGCAUCACUGGUGAGUAUCGAAAACCGACUAGAAUCCGUGUUUAUUAAUCGGAAUAUCGAGAUGUUGCAGGACGGAAUCCAGUCAUUCUGGAUCGGCAUGCACCGCAGUCAUAUUGGAGAGUGGAUGUGGAUUGAUAAUAUGGUGAUAGAUUACACAAACUGGAAAGCCCAGAUGCCCAAUCCUUUUGGUAGCUGUGUGGAAGUCCAGUCACACACCGGUAUGUGGGCUAGCACACACUGCAACACAUACAAGCCUUACAUCUGCAAGACUCAAAAGGUGAUUAUACCACCAACGGAGAAACCAUCUAUACCACUGAAGGUGGUGGAAGAGGCGUCCCACGGCUCCGCUGGCAUCGCAGUAGGGGUCGUCUUGGUCAUCGUUGCCAUGGCGGGGCUCGUCACGUUUCUGUUUUUUAAGAAAAUCCCCAGGCCUGUGAUCGGAGAACGUACGUUCGACAACAGGCUGUACGUCAAUUCCGACCUCAUCCGUUCUCCGGCCACAGUUGAUACGAAGGGACUUAUCGCUAAUAUCGAACAGAACGAGCACGCUUAACACAAACACACACGCACUCUCACACACGGACAGACAGCGACGCACACACACACACACACACACACAUCGCUGCGUCUGGGGAGGGCUUAUACAAUACAUGUGAAGAAUAUAAGCCCACCUGAGUUCCAGAUGUUUGAAUACUCUUUAUUUUAUUAAAAAAACAUUGUUGAGCUGUCAUUCCAACUAAUUAAAGAACUGAUGAUAGUGGACAGAUAUGGAUUACAGUUUUAGAUAGAAAUCUGUACAGACUGAAUACGUUUUAUAUAUGAUUCCUUGAUAAGAGUUCCUGUAACCUGUUCUUUGCUUUAUAAACAUCUGCAAACAUCUUUCUUUUCACUCCUUUCUUUGAAUAAAGAUUUUAUUAAAACACA